Messenger RNA from Ilex paraguariensis (yerba mate), 646 nucleotides. The record is from the annotation of a GenBank genome assembly. NCBI's taxonomy places the organism in Eukaryota, Viridiplantae, Streptophyta, Magnoliopsida, Aquifoliales, Aquifoliaceae.
AUGUUUCAUCGAUACAGCGUGGAGAAAGUUCGCAGCAGCGCCUUGUUUCACAGGAAAGAGAUGAUCCGCAGACAGUUAUUUGCUUCUCCAAAAAAUCAUGCAGUGGAGAAUUUGAAUGUUACUCCAUCGUUACGGCAAGGUAGAAGUUCACAGCACCGAAAUAUACAGCGGAAAAGGGAGGCACUACAGCGAAAGAAUGGUUUAAAUCCUUCUUUGCGGUCUGCUAUAGCUUCUCCGGCAAAUCAUGUAGUGCAGAAUUUGGUGCAGGAGCUGUCUCAGACUGGGUAUGAAAUGCAGAUGUUGAAUGUUGAUAAUUCUGUCACAGUGAGUGUUUGUCCUUCACUGCCAGUUCAGGAGGAUAAUGUUCAGUUUAAUACGCCUUUAAAGUGUCUAUUGAAUAGGCAGUCAUCACCAUCUUCUUUGGACUCUACUUUUUGGACUGAUCAUAAUUAUGUUAAACAACCCUCUGCUGGUAUAUCAUUGGAUGAUGACCAAGGUUUGUUAAAACUUUCAGAUUCUCAGAGCAGGGGUUAUGAUUCGGAGAAUGAUUUAACAAAGAGUUCAGGAUCUUUGGGCGGUUAUUCGCCAAAUUCUGAUAUUGAGGUUCACUCCGUGGUUAAUCGUCCAGAGGAGCUAAUUCCUUCGG